Messenger RNA from Bemisia tabaci, 1592 nucleotides. Lineage: Eukaryota; Metazoa; Arthropoda; Insecta; Hemiptera; Aleyrodidae. The record is from RefSeq and is a predicted model, not a curated record.
GAUGGUUUACUCCUUCCACGACGGGUCAUUACCGCAAGUGUCCUGACGUGUCGUGUCGCUUCUGCAAUUUUUGUAUUUUUCAAACCUUGUGUAACCCUAACUACAUAUACUAUUCUGGGAUUUGAUUCAUUCCUAAUAUGUAGCUCCAGGUUCAUACGUUCUAGUUCAGCACCUGUACUUUAAGGUUCGGAAGUAUUUGGGACUCUUCCGCAACAGCUCCUAGCUGAUCAAAAUGAGUGAUGUAGAAAGUGAUCAAGGCAGUUAUGCUGGAAGCGCAUCUGGAAGAUCGGUACAGUCAGGAUCCAGAUCAAGGUCCCGUUCUGUGUCUAGGUCAAGAUCUAGAUCCAGGUCGCCGUCAAGGUCCAGAUCAAGAUCCAGAUCUAGAUCGAGGUCUAGAUCUCGAUCAAGAUCAAGGUCAAGGUCACGUUCCAGAUCUCGAUCGAGGUCAGGAAGUGGGUCAGAAGAAGAAGAGGAUGAAAGGGAUGAAGAGGAAGAAGAAGAUGAUGAAGAGUACGAAGAUGAGGAAGAGGACAGAAGAGGGAAGAAAAAACGGAAAAAUGACAGAUUUGGCGGUUUUAUCAUUGACGAAGCUGAAGUUGAUGACGAGGUAGAAGAUGAAGACGAGUGGGAAGAUGGAGCACAAGAAAUUGGCAUUGUCGCCAAUGAAAUCGACGAACUGGGACCCACUGCAAGAGAAAUUGAAGGGCGUCGACGAGGAACCAAUCUUUGGGAUUCCCAAAAAGAAGAUGAAAUAGAAAAAUAUCUACGUCAAAAAUAUGCGGAUGAAUCCCUGGCUGCACGACAUUUCGGUGAUGGAGGUGAGGACAUGUCAGAUGAAAUCACACAGCAAACCCUCUUGCCUGGUGUCAAAGACCCAAAUCUAUGGAUGGUCAAAUGUCGAAUUGGAGAGGAGAAGAACACCGCUCUCCUUCUGAUGAGGAAAUUUUUGACGUAUCAAAACACCAAUGAACCCCUGCAAAUCAAGUCAGUUGUAGCACCAGAAGGCGUGAAGGGUUACAUCUACAUCGAGGCGUACAAGCAACCUCACGUUAAAGCCGCCAUUGAGAACGUCGGUAAUCUGAGAAUGGGAUACUGGAAGCAACAGAUGGUGCCAAUCAAAGAAAUGACGGAUGUGAUGCGAGUUUGCAAGGUUCAAACAGGUCUCAGGCCUAAGCAGUGGGUGCGCUUGAAGAGAGGUAUUUACAAAGAUGACAUUGCUCAAGUUGAUUACGUGGAUCUGUCUCAAAAUCAAGUUCAUCUCAAAUUGUUGCCAAGGAUCGACUACACCAAGCUUCGAGGAGCAUUGCGAGUGCCUAAUGAUGACAAAGAAAAUUUGAAAAGGAAAAAGAAACGGAUUCCUCCGGCCAAACCUUUUGACCCUGAAGCAAUUCGUUCUAUUGGAGGUGAAGUAGCAAGUGAUGGUGACUUUUUGAUUUUCGAGGGGAAUCGUUACAGCAGAAAAGGAUUUUUGUACAAGAGUUUUGCAAUGAGUGCUAUUAUUGCUGAUGGGGUCAAACCUACUCUCUCCGAAUUGGAGAAGUUUGAAGAAGCACCAGAAGGGUUGGAUAUUGAAAUUCCAGUAUCUAGUAAGG